ACCCUUUUUUCACUGCAUUCUUUACCGCUCCGGUGCGUGACUUCUCCUGCUCCGAUCCAAAUCACAUACAGGCACAAACAUCGAGGCCAGAAGUGGGGAAAACAAUAUAACUCCGAUGAACUGUAAAUCGAUAGCGUGUAUCUGGUCCGACUGUCCACCGCCGCACAACGUCACUGCCGCCGCCGUACUUGAUUCUCCGGCCACUCUCUACACCGGCGGUUCCGAUGGCACUAUUGUCUGCUGGAACAUCUCCACUACUGUUUCCAACACUGGCGUAAUACCAAUUGCGAUGUUGUGUGGUCAUGCUGCACCGAUAGUCGAUCUUGAUAUAUGUUUUCCUGCCAGUAUUCCUGGAGAAGAGAAAACAGGAGAUUUAAGUAAUGUGGCGCAGAACUCUAAAUCAGUUAACUAUGGUGCACUUUUUAGUGCUUGUUCUGAUGGUGUAUUGUGUGUUUGGAGCAGAGGCAGCAGCCACUGUAGGCGCAGAAGGAAAUUGCCACCUUGGAUGGGGAGUCCAUCUAUGGUCCAAGCAUUACCUGAAAAUCGGAGAUAUGUAUGCAUUGCUUGUUCUUUCACUGAUUCAGGCCAUCUAUCUGAACAACACUUGCACGAAUCUGCUGAAGUGGGGGAGGCAUUAAUUGACAAGGGAAUGCAAUCUGGAAAGCCUCCUAAGUGCAGCAUUGUUAUUGUUGAUUCUUAUAGUCUUACCAUUGUACAAACCGUUUUUCAUGGUAAUUUGUCCAUUGGGUCUUUAAAGUUCAUGUCUGUAAUCUUGCCUGUUGGGGAUAUUGAGACACAAUCUGUGAUGAUGAUAGACUCAGAAGGUAAAACUGAAUUUUUAUCUCUGCUGAAAGACUCUGACCUGAAUGGGGAGAACCCAACUAUCUUGCAAAGAAAUUCCCUUGGCACGGAGUUAGGAGACUUAGUAAAUGAGUCAAAUGAGGGGGGUCUGGUGAUAUCAUUUGCUACUGUUCGACAGGUUGUAGCCCUUGUAUAUAAGACCUAUUGCGUAUUUAGGUUAGUGAAUGGUACAAUAGUUGGAAAGGUUUCAUUUUUAGAUAGUCAACUUUGUGUUGGAGGUAGUGGCAAUCUCUCACAUGUCAUAGGAUGUAUGUUCCUAGAACAUGAUGAGGCAGGGGCAAAAGCUUAUUCUGAAGAUUCUGAGAACAUAUUUGUAGAAACUUUUGCUGUUUGGAAUAAUAGAGGCUGUGCUAUUCUGUAUGAUGUAUCAUACUUGAGUAAUAUUUUCAAGUUUGAGCCUGUUUCUUUGAUCCCUGCUGUUUCACAUCAAGCGGACAUGACAUUAAAACUUAGUUAUCUUCAGCUCCACAGCUAUCUGCUUCGUAUCGAAUCAGUUUGCUGUCAAAUGGAAGAACCUUUGCCUUGGACACCACAUGUCACUGUGUGGUUGUUGCCGCAGAAGCGUGAUAAAAGGGGGAAUUGUUGCGAGUGUGAAAUGAUUGGGAGAGGCAGUUUUCUUGAAAGUUGGGUUAUUAGUUCCAGUUCAUCACAUAGAACUGUCGGUCUGAAAAAUGAUAGUGGUAUGAAUGGCAUUGGUCAGGAAACAAUUUUAACCUCUUUAAAUACAUGUAAUCCAUGCCCCAUUACUGCAGAUGUUGUACCUUUAAGUGAUGGAAGUUAUUGCCAUUACCCAGAAAAAAGCCUUGUAUCUUCUUCGAUAGUUAUAUCUGAAAACUGUCAUGCACCUUAUGCCAUUGUCUAUGGCUUUUACAAUGGAGAGAUAGAAGUUCUGCAGUUUGAUGAGUUCUUUGGAGGGCUGGAUGCUUAUGGGAGUCCUAGGAAUAAAUCAUAUUUACAUGGCUCUAAACAGUAUCUCUCAGGGCACACAGGUGCCAUACUAUGCUUGGCUGCACAUAGAAUGACUAGUAUAUCAGAUAGAUUGAAUUAUAGUCAUGUACUAAUGUCAGGAAGCAUGGACUGCACAGUUCAUAUAUGGGAUCUAGACUCGAGCAAUCUCAUUAUUGUGAUGCACCAACAUGUAGCUCCAGUAUGCCAAAUUAUUUUACCCCCACCACUAACUGACCGUCCUUGGAUAGACUGCUUCCUUUCUAUAGGAGAAGACUCUUGUGUUGCUCUUGCUUCGCUGGAGACCUUGCGCGUGGAGAGAAUGUUUCCUGGAAACCAACCCUGCCCCUCUAAUGUGUUAUGGGAUACUAUGAAAGGCUAUGUAGCAUGUCUCUGCUUGAGCCAUAGAAGACCAGCUGAUGGGAUUGACAGCCUUUACGUUUGGGAUAUGAAAACAGGUGCUCGUGAGCGAGUUCUUCGCGGGACUGCUGCUCUUUCGAUGUUUGAUCAUUUCUGUAGCAGCACAGAUGUAAAUUCUCUUUCUUUUGCUGCAAUAAAUUCGUGUACCCCGGCUUCCUCGUCGCACUAUCCACUGGCUGCAGUUGCACCUUUUUCGCAAUCCCACUUGAAAAACUCUAGAAAGGGGGUACCCUCCUCUCAGUUCUCCCCUGCUAAUAUGAAGAUGGAUGAACCUAGGACUUCCCAGAUACAUGCUAGCAAAAGAGAUGUUGCAAAUAUCUAUUCAUCUAGAGUUUUAACCGACCAAAGCAAAAAAACAGCAGUUAAGUGUUCUUGCCCGUUUCCUGGAAUUGCAACGUUAGGUUUUGACCUUGGCAUGUUGAUGUCUCUUAGUCACAUAUCCGAGUCCUCUGAAGCUGCAAGUGAUAUUAGUGAGAAACGACGUGUAGAGAAUAUAGGGGCUGACAUGCCGAAUGAUGUUGACAAGAGAGGCGAAUACAUACUCAAAAAGCAGGAAGCUGAAGUACAGAGUACCCAGGACUUGGCUGCUAGUGAUGAUUUCGGCAUUGAAGUUACCCCUCCUUUCACUUUGGGAAAUAACAGUUGGGAAAGUACAUUUGAAAAAUAUCUUCUUGGAUUUAGCUUAUCUUUUCUGCACUUGUGGGAUGUGGAUUGUGAGCUAGAUAAGCUGCUAGUGACAGAGAUGAAACUUAAGAGACCAGAUGGUUUCCUUGUCGGUUCAGGUUUGCUGGGGGACAGAGGGUCUCUUACAUUAACAUUUCCUGCCCACAAUGCCACACUUGAGCUUUGGAAGUCAUCAUCGGAGUUCUGUGCUGUCAGAUCUGUAACUAUGGUUUCCCUCGCUCAGCACAUGGUUAGCUUGUCCCCUUCAUGUUCAACAGCAAGCAGUGUUUUAGCUGCAUUCUAUACACGCAACUUUGCGGAGAAAAUUCCUGAUAUAAAGCCUCCUUUGCUCCAGCUUUUGGUUAGUUUAUGGCAACAUAAAAGCGAACAUGUUCGUAUGGCUGCACGCUCUCUUUUCCAUUGCUCUGCUUCACGGGGAAUUCCUCUACCUUUGUGUAGGGAGAAAUCAAAUACUUUUGCAACACUUGUGAGAUUGGAGAAUGAUAAAGUGAAUAGUGGAACUAAGUACUCCACUACAGAUGAACGAUCAACACACAAUCUAGGAUUUGAUGGACAGCCUGGAGAAGAGGUUUCUCCGGCCAAAGAAUCGGAAAUACUUGCUUGGAUAGAAACAUUUGAAGAGCAAGACUGGAUCUCUUGUGUUGAAGGAACAAGCCAAGAUGCAAUGACAUCUCAUAUUAUUGUUGCAGCGGCUUUGGCUUGUUGGUAUCCUAGUCUUGUCAAGCCAAAUCUUGCUAUGUUAGCUGUUCAUCCUUUAAUGAAAUUAGUAAUGGCAAUGAAUGAAAAAUAUAGUUCCACUGCAGCAGAGAUUCUGGCAGAAGGCAUGGAGAAUACAUGGAAGGCCUGCAUUGCCUCUGAAAUACCUUGUUUGAUUGGUGAUAUAUAUGAUCAGAUAGAGUAUUUGAGUGGGACAUCUUCCAACUCAAGGCCACAUAAUCCAUCCCCUUCCCUUAACAUUCGGGAAACUUUGAUUGGGGUCCUACUUCCAAGUCUUGCAAUGGCUGAUGUACAAGGAUUUUUGCAAGUGGUAGAACGUCAGAUCUGGUCUACUGCAUCUGAUUCACCUAUUCAUGUAGUAUCUCUUGUAGUUCUCACUCGGAUUGUGCGUGGUUCUCCAAGAAACUUGGCUCAAUACCUUGACAAGGUGAUAAAUUUUGUUUUAAUGACUAUGGAUCCUGCAAACUCAGCAAUGCGAAAGAUAUGCCUUCAAACUUCACUGGUAACAUUAAAGGAAGUUGUACGUGUAUACCCCAUGGUAACCCUGAAUGACUUGUCAACUCGGCUGGCUGUUGGAGAUGCAUUUGGGGAACUUAACAAGGCUAGCAUUCGGGUAUAUGAUAUGAACAGUAUGGCAGCAAUAAAGAUCUUAGAUGCAAGCGGGCCUCCAGGACUUCCUAGUUUACUUGGGGGAGAUUCAGAACUAUCAGUAGCUACUGCAAUUUCAGCUCUAAGCUUUUCACCGGAUGGAGAGGGGCUGGUAGCUUUUUCAGAGAAUGGUUUAAUGAUCCGGUGGUGGUCACUGGGAUCUGUAUGGUGGGAGAAACUUAGCCGAAAUCUUGCUCCUGUCCAGUACACUAAAUUAAUAUUUGUUCCCCCUUGGGAGGGUUUUUCACCUAAUUCCACUAGGUCAAGCAUAAUGGCAAGUGUACUUGGAAAUGGGCGACAUGCCGGCUCUCAGGAAAAUGCAAGGGCUUCAACUGAAACAGACAGGUUAAAGCUCUUGAUUCACAAUCUGGAUUUAUCAUAUCGUCUGCAAUGGGUUGGCGAAAGAAAAGUAUUACUUACCCAACAUGGCCGUGAUUUAGGCAGUUUCCAGUUAUAAGAUAAAAGUCCAAGUUACAGAAACUAUAGCUUGGAGAUAAUUUCUUUGCAUAUAUUAUGAAGAGUUUCAGAUGAGAACUCCAUUUGCACAGAUUUCUGGCCAUAUUUGCGCCACUUGUAACCAUCAUCAAGAAUGUCCUCGGAGCUCCGUGUAUGAAAUGCAACCCUUGGAGGAAUAGGUUUCUUGGUUUUACCUGUACCUUUCCUUUUGUUUAUGCAGUUAUUCUGACAGUCUCCUCCUCCACUGCUAAUAUUUGGAGUGUUAUCCAUAGAAGAUAGUACUGGCGCACAGGUUGAUGGCGGCAUUUGGUUGCAAUCUUCCAUGGGCUUACUAUUGAUCAUAGCGCUCAUCCAGUCUAUAUUCUCCAUAGCAAAUUGAGAGUUUUGUGUUACAAGUGAACCAUUAGUUGGGUAAUAUGGGUUUUGCGACAUUGAUGGGAAUAUUAGCGAGGAAUUAAGAAAGUGUGGAAAGAUAUCGUCAUUAUUAUCAUCGGCAAUAACAUUUUCGGUCAGAAACGGAGGUGGCGGUGGAGGUGGUGGUGGUAUUGAAUCUUCAUCCAUUAGAAUCCAGUAUUGAGUAUUGAUCAGCGAGAAUAGAUUGCUAAUCAGAUGAUGAGUGAUAAUGGAACUCUAUAUCAGAUGAAGGGAGCGAGUUCUGUAUGUGCAUCAAUCCUAAGCAAACAUUUGCCUUUGAUCUGACAUUCGAAAUAUAGAGAAUAUACAACCAUGUGAUAACAAGAGUAUGAUGUUUGAGCACUCGGGAAUAUAAAUAUGUUGAUGUCUAUACACAGAGUCAAGGGAGAGCAAGGUAGCUUCCCGUUUAAGGUGUAUAGCUAUGGGAAGGCCCUGGAACUAGCUUGUACCUUUGAUAAAAGCCAACUACAGUUUACCUACUUUCUGUUCAACUGCCCUAAUAGAAGAGAUACCUAGCUAACUAAGUAUACUUGUAAGUUGUAUGUUAUUACCCCUGCAUGCAUUUGAUACACAAAAUGAAAUUAUAUACUAUUAUCUCUUGAUGUA
Messenger RNA from Daucus carota subsp. sativus, 5751 nucleotides. RefSeq lists its product as uncharacterized. NCBI's taxonomy places the organism in Eukaryota, Viridiplantae, Streptophyta, Magnoliopsida, Apiales, Apiaceae. Gene Ontology annotation, cellular component: cytoplasm. Gene Ontology annotation, molecular function: protein binding. The transcript is spliced from 10 exons. The coding region runs from base 116 to 4732 and encodes 1538 amino acids. The record is from RefSeq and is a predicted model, not a curated record.